Rhododendron vialii is the source of this 4294-nucleotide messenger RNA. RefSeq names its product PH, RCC1 and FYVE domains-containing protein 1-like. The record is from RefSeq and is a predicted model, not a curated record. Gene Ontology annotation, molecular function: metal ion binding. Bases 982 to 4041 code for a protein of 1019 amino acids. The transcript has 9 exons. Lineage: Eukaryota; Viridiplantae; Streptophyta; Magnoliopsida; Ericales; Ericaceae.
GGUAAGAGAGAGAAACAACAAAACCGCGCGAGAGAAAGAGGGGGAGAGAGAGAGAGAAUGAACAAUCUUCCUCUCAAAGCACCAGCAACCCUCAAUUGUGAAAGAUCCAAUUUUUCAAACCAAAGACUCGAUUUUCGUCUUCAAAAAAGGCACAACGAUACCUGACCCAUCUUCCGUGUACGAAUAGAAUCUAUUUUCUUCCUCAAUCGCCAUUCGGAGCUCCACAGUCUCAGAUUCAUCAUCCACAAUGGCCGAGUUUAUAUUAGGUCGAAUCUCCAAAUGUAGGUAACGACGAACCCGCCCGCGAUAAGACUUAUCGUUUAGUGCCUUUUUCCAAGCAUUGUGUGUGCAAAAUUCUUCAGGUUUCGGGACCCACAUAUGAAUUUCUAGGGUUUGUAAGUUAUUGGGAAUUGGAAGGAACUAGUUUUUAAGCCUUUGAGCUGGAGAGCUAGAUUGGUUACAAUACUAAACGCCGGUUUGGUGCAUUUUAGUGGCUUUAUGUGUUCGACAUUCGCGACGCAAAAUUCGCAUGUGGAAAUGCGUUUAUAGGGUUUGUAACUUAUAGUGAAUUGGGAAUUUGGGAGAACUAGUUCUUAAGCUUUUGAGCUGGAGCUUGAUUGGUUACAAUACUAAAUGCCUGUUUGGUGCAUUUCAGAGGCUUUAUGCGUUCGGCAUUCACGAUGCUAAAUUCGGAUGUGCAAAUGAAUUUCUAGGGUUUGGUAACUGGUUUUAGUUAUUCCAGAGGUAGACGUUGAUUUCUACAAGUCUAGAUGCAUGAUAUUCCCAGGAGUGGCUUGAUGUGCUUGUAAUUUGAUUCUUGGGGUAUAAUAACAAGAUGGGUUAGGUGAAGUGAUUGGUUGUUCAAGAUCACGAGAUCGUGUAGAUCCUUGGAGUGAUUUGUUUAUGGGGAAGAAUUGGGCAUUGGAAUGUGCAAAUGGGUUUUGGGUCUACUGCUGGUCUUUCCCUGAUAGUGCAACUUGAAUGGCUGAUUUUAAGAGGAGUAGUCUGGCAGAAAGAGACAUCGACCAGGCCAUUGCAACACUUAAGAAAGGAGCAUAUUUACUUAAGUAUGGGCGCAGAGGGAAGCCGAAGUUUUGUCCAUUUCGACUUUCUACUGAUGAAUCCAGGUUGAUAUGGUACUAUGGGAAAGAUGAAAAACAGCUUGAACUAAGUCAUGUUUCAAGGAUAAUUCCUGGACAGCGUACUGCAAUAUUCCAACGGUAUCCCCGACCCGAGAAGGAAUAUCAGUCCUUCUCUCUCAUAUACAAUGACAGGUCCUUGGAUUUGGUAUGUAAGGAUAAGGAUGAAGCCGAGGUUUGGUUUGUCGGUCUUAAGGCAUUGAUUUCACGAGGCAGUUACCGCAAUUUUAGUAGUGAAGCAAAAACUGAUUGUAUAGCAAUAGCCAGUCUACAUGCUCGGAGAACUUAUCCAUCUGGAUCAUCCUCUGACCAAGGAGGUACUCAACAAGGCGAGAGUCUUCCUCAGAGUAGAUUGGGAAAAGCAUUCUCAGACAUAAUUUCAUAUACUGCAGCUACCAAAAAUCAGGCUCAACCUGAACCAGUUAUUAGUUCUCUUAGCUCACUUUCAUCUGUAGCCACAGAUAAUUCAAAUAGUCGAAGUUCAGCAGCUGAAACAUUUCGUAUUAGUUUGUCUAGUGCUGUAAGUUCAUCAAGCCACGGUUCCGGUCAUGAAGAUUUUGACGCCUUAGGGGAUGUUCUUAUUUGGGGAGAAAGCAUUGGCGAUGGGCAACUGGGUGGUGGUGUCGAUAGAGUUCAUAAUUCAUCUACUACCAUACUUGAUGCCCUUUUGCCUAAACCAUUGGAAUCCACUAUAGCACUUGAUGUCCAUAAUAUUGCUUGUGGUGCGAGGCAUGUUGUGUUAGUGACAAAGCAAGGGCAAGUAUUUAGUUGGGGGGAGGAGUCGGGCGGCAGACUAGGGCAUGGAGUAGAGGAUGAUGUUCCACACCCAAAACCCAUUGACGCUCUUACCGGAAUGAACAUUGAGCUAGUAGCAUGCGGAGAAUAUCACACUUGUGCCAUUACGUUUUCAGGGGAUCUUUAUACAUGGGGUGAUGGUAGCCACAACUCUGGGUUACUUGGGCAUGGAAGUGAAGUCAGUCACUGGAUUCCUAAAAAAGUAACUAGCCCCAUGGAGGAUAUACAAGUAUCCUAUAUUUCUUGUGGAACUUGGCACACAGCUUUCAUAACAUCCGCGGGCCAGCUGUUUACAUUUGGAGAUGGGACUUUCGGUGUCCUAGGCCAUGGAGAUCAUCGUAGCACAAGUAUUCCAAGGGAAGUCGAAAAUUUGAAAGGAUUACGCACGGUGAGGGUUGCUUGUGGAGUUUGGCAUACUGCUGCAGUUGUUGAUGUAAGAACUACAUCUACUUCGGGCUCCACUGAUAGCUCUUUAUGUGGAAAGUUGUUCACUUGGGGGGAUGGGGAUAAAGGCCGACUUGGACAUGGUGACAAAGAACCCAGACUAGUUCCAGCAUGUGUACCUUCAUUGGUUGAUGUAAGCUUCUCUCAAGUAUCCUGUGGGCACAACCUAACAAUUGCACUUACAAGCUCCGGACAAGUUUAUGCAAUGGGGAGUCCUUUAGCUGAUGGAAAGAUGCUCACAUGCAUUGAAGGUGAAAUUGCCAAGAGUUCUGUGGAACAAAUAGCAUGUGGUUCCCAUCAUGUUGCUGUUUUGACUUCAAAAGCAGAGGUUUAUACUUGGGGAAAGGGUGCAAAAGGCCAAUUAGGGCAUGGAGACAACGAGGACCGGAGUACACCUACACUUGUUGAUUUUUUGAAAGAUAAGCAAGUAAAGAGCAUAGCAUGUGGUGCAAAUUUCACUGCUGUUAUAUGUCUUCAUAAGUUAGUAUCCAACACUGACAAUUCUGUGUGUUCCAGCUGUCGUAAUACCUUUAAUUUUAGAAGAAAACGUCACAACUGCUACAACUGUGGCCUCGUCUUCUGUAAAUCAUGCAGCAGCAGGAAGUCAUUGAAAGCUUCAUUGGCUCCUAGUAUGAACAAACCAUAUCGUGUCUGUGAUGAUUGCUUUAACAAGCUAAAGAAGGUUGUGGAAUCUGGAUCCGUUGCUCGUAUUCAUAAAGUCAAAAGUGGAAAUGAGAUCGGCGUUCCACGAUUGCAAGGACAACUUUCCAGACUCUCAUCUUUUGACUCGUGCAACCUGGCUGAUAUAAAAAAUACUAAACACAGUAUAAAAGUUGAAUCGAAUGAUAGCCGUGUGUUCCCCCUUGUGAAUGGCAAUACACAGAGGGGAAGCAUUUCUUCUUCUUCAAAAUCAUCAAAUUCCCCUGUUGCAUCUUCAUGGAAUUUUUGUUUAUCCUCUGUUCCUGGUUCUAGAAUGGUUUCUCGGGCAGCAUCUCCUGUUUCGAGAAAGUCAACUCCAUUUCACUCAGCAAUUCCUGCAUCGUCGCCGUCUAUUGGUACAUCUGAAGCGAUGCUAGCCGAUUCGAAGCAAUUAAAUGAAAAACUAAGCCACGAGGUCAUGAAUUUGAAGGCACAGGUCGAAGAUCUUACGAGAAAAUCCCAGCUUCUUGAAGCAGAACUGGAGAGGACAUCUGAUCAAUUGAAGGAUGCAACUGAAUUAGCAGCCGAUGAAGCUGAAAAAUGCAAUGCUGCGAAGGAAGUUAUCAAGUCCCUUACUGGACAGUUGAAGGAGAUGGCUGAAAAGGUCCCAGAAGCUCAUAUCUCCAGCAAAAAAUCAGUUUCUGUCGCCAGAAAUGCGUUGGGCUAUUCAAGUUCAAACUCAAAUGGCAAUAUGAUGAGUGUUAUCUCUCCUAAAAGUGAGUCCAAUAUCAAUUCAUCCGAUACCUUCUUAUCCAAUGGAACAAAGUCUCAAAAUGAGAAAGCGGAGUGGGUGGUGCAAGAUGAACCUGGCGUGUAUAUAACUCUAUCAUCAUUGCCAGGGGGUCACAAUGAACUCAGACGAGUUCGUUUCAGUCGGAAGCGAUUCACUGAGGAACAAGCAGAGAAGUGGUGGGCUGAACAUGGGGUUGAAGUAUGCGAGCGGCACAACAUACCACCACUAUAGUAGGAUGCAGUUGAUACUUUUUCCAUAUCUUCUUCAUUCGUGGAAGGUGGAAGCCUAACUUGUUUUACAUCACCCUCUCCCUCUACUGUCAAUUAUAGUUCCCCCCCCCCCCCCCCCACAUCUUUGUUGUGGCUCAGUCAGUGGAGUUCAGUACCACCAAGGUGGUUGUAUCUUGCAGGUAGACUGAGGUGAAAGAAUGUACUAGGAAACAAUGUAAAACACUAACCAAGAAAUGUAAACCAAUUUUGAGUAA